CCAUACCGCAGCACGAAAACACAUAGCAGGUAGCCAAGAUGGUUUCGUCAUCAAGGAGGGUCAACAGGAAGCUGCACUUUGCAGCUCCCUCGCACCUCAAGCGCAAGAUUAUGAGCAGCUCCCUCAGCAAGGAGCUCCGGGCCGAGCACGGUAUUCGAUCGCUGCCGAUCCGCAAGGAUGAUGAGGUUCUCAUCGUCCGUGGCAGCAGCAAGGGCUCUGAGGGACGUGUCGUUCAGGUUUACCGCAAGAAGUGGGUCAUUCACGUUGACCGGGUUACCAGGGACAAAUCAAACGGAUCAACUGUCCAGCUGCCUGUCCACCCUUCUAACGUCGUCAUCACCAAGAUCAAGCUUGACAACGACCGCAAGAGCAUUAUCUCCAGAAAAGCGGGCUCGAAGGCGGCGCCUGUCGGCGAUGCUGAGAUGAAGGCAUAAGCAGGGUGACAACUUUACAACUCUGUUCACUCCCUUGACUUCGCACCAGCUUGUCUCCCC
This is a messenger RNA of Tilletiaria anomala UBC 951, 494 nucleotides long. Its product is annotated as putative 60S ribosomal protein L26. The transcript has 3 exons. The record is from RefSeq and is a predicted model, not a curated record. Gene Ontology annotation, molecular function: structural constituent of ribosome; RNA binding. Gene Ontology annotation, cellular component: cytosolic large ribosomal subunit; ribosome. NCBI's taxonomy places the organism in Eukaryota, Fungi, Basidiomycota, Exobasidiomycetes, Georgefischeriales, Tilletiariaceae. The coding region runs from base 39 to 434 and encodes 131 amino acids. Gene Ontology annotation, biological process: cytoplasmic translation; ribosomal large subunit biogenesis.